Molecule: messenger RNA, 981 nt
Organism: Pseudogymnoascus destructans
Lineage: Eukaryota; Fungi; Ascomycota; Leotiomycetes; Thelebolales; Thelebolaceae
Exons: 1
Coding region: 1-837 (278 amino acids)
Source: RefSeq, a predicted model, not a curated record
AUGGACUAUUCUGACUCAGUUAGUGGCUCUUCAAGACAAGAAGGCUUAUCUACAGAAGCAUUACAGUCUCUCCCCACAACCUCACAAGCACCAUAUGACGAUGAUCUUGGCUACAAAAACGACCACGGCGGCUACUCCUAUCAGCCCACCUACGAUAGUGAUGGAAUCACGAGCAAUCACCCAGUUGAACCCCGGGAAUCCAAUGAGCCAGUCCAUUCCGCUGCUAGAAGUGCAAAUGCUCCCCAGCUCGCGCUCCCAGUAUUAGAAGAGUCCAUUUACUCUUCCGAAGAGAGCUCAGACGCUCCCUCAACACCAACCUCGAUGCUCGAUGACUCCGUCUUAACCCCACCCCGAAUUCACUCCCCAACGCCCAACGAGUCUUCUCACCGCACUACUGACGGCCCAGACGCUUGUCCAACAUCACUCCCAAUGUAUUCCGCCGUCCCACGACAGAUACCCCAUCGGACAUAUACCCGAACGCCGCUGUCGUGGAAAAGUCUCAAACUAAGCGUACAAGUAAGCCUGCAUGCCGACAAUGUACGCCUAGAGCUGUUUGAGAAGAUGAUUGCGGAAGAAGUUGAGCGACGAUUCGAUGCGCGCGUAGCAAUUGCCCAACGUGCACUUCUUGGUAGUGGCCUAAGGAAUGAAGAGAUGCUGAAUGAGAGUGAUAAUGGUUUAGGCGAAAGUGAUACGCUGCGGAUGAUUACGCGUGAUGUAGAGGCGUUGCAGCGGGAGAUGGACAUAUUUCACCUCGUCGCCUCAUUUAGGCGGCUGCAUGGUUCGGUCGUGGUCUGCGGAAGCAACAACCCAAUCGGGAGUGUGUUGUUACUUCGUUGAUCACCAGAUGGAUCUGUGGUAUAAAUUGAUAGGAACUAUUAUUUACGGCCUCGUCCACGUCUUGCCAGGCGGAGGCGUAUAACAAGGGAAUGGGAAAUAGGGUGGAUAUAGGAGCAAGGGGAAGGGAUUGAGAAAGUGUUGGCA